UUAUGAGCAAUCUCUUGAAAGCACUAGUAAUACUAACACCUAAAAAAUAGAGUAGAUGAGCACAGUGCGCUAAUGAAAGAACUCAUGGAUGCUUAUACGGUUAAACAUGGUGAUGAUCAUGGGUUUACUGCGUCGAAUUAUUGCGUCUUCGCUUUCAACGCCAGCCAGGAAUUCCAGCUAUCCAUGCCAUUGCUAUCAUCAGUUAUUCGUAGCUCGGUUUCUUCAUAAUGCUGCAAAACCUGAAGGUGAUACAGUUGUAAAUGCCAUCUGUUACUCUUUAAGGAAAGGCUAUAACUGGGACACUCUGAGUCGAAAGUUUCAGUCUGUUGAGCUUAACCACUUGCUGGUUGAAAAUGUACUGUUGGAACUGAAGGAGCCAAUUGAUGCAAAAAGGGCUCUAGGAUUCUUCCACUGGUCCGCACAGAGGAAGAAUUUUGCACACGAGGUUCGGUCCUAUGGUCUUAUGGUUAGUAUACUAGUUCGGGCCCAACUGCUUAGUGAUGCUCAGGCAUUGCUUGAAUCAGUUUUGAAAAAAAAUGUUGGAGACUCUUCAACGUUUUUGGUUGCAGAUUCCUUGCUUGCUAGCUAUAAGGUUAUUGUCUCAAGUCCAUUGGUGUUUAACUUGUUGGUUCAGGCUUAUUCUAAGUUGAGAUUGUUUGAAAUUGGCUUUGAAGUUUGCUGUUAUUUGGAAGAACAUGGGUUCUCUCUGAGCGUUACAAGUUAUAAUAGUUUGAUUCAUGUUGUCCAAAAAUCUAAUCAGAAUUCUCUAAUCUGGAAGAUUUAUGAGCACAUGAUUCGAAGAAAAAUUUAUCCAAAUGAAGCAACAAUCAGAAUCAUGAUCAAUGGUUUAUGCAAGGAAGGGAAAUUACAAGCAACUGUGGAUAUAUUGGAUAGAAUUAAUGGAAAAAGAUGUCCCCCGCUAGUGAUUAUAAAUACUUGUUUGAUAUACAGGAUUUUAGAAGAGGGGAGAAUUGAAGUUGGUAUGGCUUUAUUGAAGGGAAUGCUACAAAGGAAUAUGAUUCUUGAUACCGUUGCCCACUCUUUAACCGUCUAUGCCAAACUUAGGCUUCAAAAUUUUGAUUCGGCGUUGGAGGUCUAUGAAGAAAUGCUCAAGCGAGGUUUCAGCGCAAAUUCUUUUGUCCAUACCUCAUUCAUAGGGGCUUAUUGCAGUGAAGGGAAAAUUGAUGAAGCAAAUUGGUGGUUUGGAGAAAUGGAAAACACGGGCUUGAAGCCUUAUGGCGAGUCUUUUAACUCUCUCAUUGAGGGUUGUGCUAAGGCAGGAAAACUGGAGGAAAGUUUGAGUUACUGUGAGAAAAUGAUUGAGAGAGGACUCGUUCCUAGCCUGUUGGCUUUUAACGAAAUGGUGGGGAAGCUACGGGAAAUUGGGGAAGUAAAGCAAGCAAAUGCAAUGCUUACUCGUAUAUUAGAUAAAGGGUUCUCACCAAACGAGACUACGUACUCAUAUCUUAUUCGUGGUUAUGAGAAAAACGAUCAGAUUCAGGAAGUUCUCAAACUCUACUAUGAAAUGGAGUAUCGAUUGCUCUCCCCUGGAUUACUUACUUUCACAUCCUUGAUUAGGAGUCUUUGUCAGUGUGGAAAUCUAGAUCAAGCAGAAAGAUAUUUAAGAAUUAUGAAAGAACGUUCACUGGAUCCAAGUGAGGAUACUUAUGAGGCUCUGAUCACUGGCUACAUUGAGAAGGAUGGAGCUAAAGCUCUUCACCAUUACAAUGAGAUGAUUUCCAAAGGAUUCAAACCUUGCUGCUCUUAUGAUUUUGAUAGAACGUGAGAGUUGGAGGUAAAUUUGAAAUGAGCAUUUUAAAGCGCAGAUUCAAAGGAAUUUGCAAGGUUCAUUUAAAUUUACAAAUACUGCACAACCUACUGGAAGUACUCUGCAGUCGUGGUGCUAAGCCGGUGAAUUUGAUUUAAGUGAUCGCCAUCUCAGAGAUGGAUGGCUGAAGUGUAUAGCUAUAAAUUACUUUCCUCGUUGUUUUCAGAGUAGAAAAAUGAACACAAGCCACAAAAAAGAGCUUUUGCUGCAUUAGAAACUUAUAAAAUGGCAUGGACAUCAGAUACAGGAAGCUUGCAAACACAUUUUUUUUUACACCAAAGUUAUAAUUUUAAUGGAAAUUCAGAGAGUUGUUUCAUUUUGCCAAAGUUAAGGGCUGUCUCAUCAUCCCUUAACUUUGGCAAUUUGUUUAUGAGGAAAUUUGUUUGUUGUAAAUUGCUGAAUUAAUGACAAGUUUCACCAUCAUUUGGACUGUCAAUUUAUACUGCAAAGCAGUGAGUAUUAUCCUUGCUAGUUUACAUUGUAGCCUGUCUAUGAGUAUGAUUAAUCUCCUUGAGCUUCUUUAGCAGAACCGAAUAAUUGGUGAAGACAAUAGGGUAAAAUUGUAUCAAAAGAAGCUACUUAUGUAUGUAACUGUGUCUGUCACGUGUACCGUGUUUUUUUUAGAGGUUACUGUGUUUAUGAAAUCAAUUUAAUUUUAGGAUUA
This is a messenger RNA of Mercurialis annua (annual mercury), 2492 nucleotides long. Its product is annotated as pentatricopeptide repeat-containing protein At1g66345, mitochondrial. The transcript has 2 exons. Bases 89 to 1786 code for a protein of 565 amino acids. NCBI's taxonomy places the organism in Eukaryota, Viridiplantae, Streptophyta, Magnoliopsida, Malpighiales, Euphorbiaceae. The record is from RefSeq and is a predicted model, not a curated record. Gene Ontology annotation, molecular function: protein binding.